GUCUCAUGGAAUCAAUUCAGUGAAUAGGAUUCCCAAUCAGUUAGAGGAAACAUGAAUAAAUAAACAUGGAACUUUAACUUUUUUCGGUGGAUAAAGAAUAAUCUGAACCUUGAAGGACCAAGUUAUAAAAAAAUGUAUGGGUUGGUUCAUAAAUAAAGUAGAAUAACGAUUGAGAGAAAUUUAAAAAAAUUUUAGAAUUUUUUAUUACAAGAAAGUACCAAUGGCGCGUCAUGGUGGAGGAGAUCUGCACGGUAUCAUCGCCGCGUCGUCUUCCCCGACAAGUUCUCCUCUUGUUCUGCUUUUGCUCCAGCGGAUGUGAAGCACUCGGAGCACAGUUUGGGCGCAGAUUCAGUGUCACUGACUGAGGAGAUCUGAGAGAAGAGCAAAACAGAGAGAUUCAGAGAGGAGAGAGAACUCGCCUCGCCAUCGUCCUGCCGUUGCCACCGCAGUUCAUCGCUUCCUCGAGUGCCGCCUCCAUAUUCUCGUCUUCAAGUCCGGCAUGGCCAAGUUCAUGCAUCAGUGCAUAUUAGAUGAAGGAUGAUUUCAAGAAGUGACAUAAAUUUUACUGUGAACAGCUUUUUCACAGGCCAGAGAGGAGGUUCAUUGAGCUGGAGGCUCUGGAGAAAAUUAUACAGAAAAGAAUAUUGUCAGUACUGAAAAUUUCAGUGGAGGCUCUGUUGGAUAUAGUAUGUAGUCUUGGGAGUUUGUUGUAAAAUUUUUAUCACAGAUAAUGUUUAAAUCUCCUUAUUUGGAAAAAGAAGUGGAGAUUGAAUGUUGAAGUUUUGGCAUUUAGCCCAUGAGUGAGCAACUGUGGCUUGUAAAUGAGAAGUUCUAAUUUAAUAUUUGUCGUUAAUUUCCUUUUACUGUUCAAGGGGAAACACUCAGAUUGUUUCAGAAUUUUCAUCGAAACUUGAUUGGCUGAAUACAGCUCCACUACAAUUUCGCAGGGAUCUAAAAGGAAAAGUUGUUGUCUUAGAUUUCUGGACUUAUUGUUGUAUAAACUGUAUGCAUGUCUUACCAGGCCUAGAGUUUUUGGAGAAGAAAUACAAAGAUAUGCCGGUAAUUUAUUUUAAAUUUCAUUUUUCUAUAUUUUGGAUAUAAAAUGUUGCAUUUGUGUUUCUGCUUUAUAAAAUUUUCUCUGUUUGUUCAGUUUUCUUCUGCAUGAAGGUGGCCAGUCAUUAUUGACAUUGAAAACAUGAGGUUAUAAUUUUAUGUAUGCUUUAUAUAUCCAGUUCAUUGUUGUAGGUGUUCAUUCUGCGAAGUUUGAUAAUGAGAAAGAUUCUGAAGCCAUUCGUAAUGCAGUUCUACGCUAUGAUAUCAUUCAUCCGGUUGUGAAUGAUAGUGACAUGUAUCUUUGGCGCAAGUUAGGCAUAAAUUCAUGGCCAACAUUUGCUGUCGUUGGCCCCAAUAGUAAGCUCCUAGCACAACUUGCUGGAGAAGGUCACAAGAAGGUGGUUACUGACCUUGAUGGGAACUUCAUUGUACAAAUUGGUAGUAGUUGGGAGCAAGGUCUGCAGGAUGAUUCAUUUUAUGAUGUCACCUUUAACAAAUUGGUGAUAGUACUUGAAAUUUAAUGGAGAUAUAGAGGAGACAGAGGAUUCGAUAAGCUAAUCAAUCUUGCUAUUCUUUUUUUUAUUAAUCAAACUAGUAUUUUGUGGAUUAUGUUGGUAUAUAAAUUUUUAGGAAUUUCGUUACCUGAUAUACUCAUUCUGUUCAAACAAGAGACUAUAGUUUUUGAUACGCUAUUACUAUUAAGGGUGAGUUUAUGUUUG
This is a messenger RNA of Arachis ipaensis, 1772 nucleotides long. Lineage: Eukaryota; Viridiplantae; Streptophyta; Magnoliopsida; Fabales; Fabaceae. The record is from RefSeq and is a predicted model, not a curated record.